AUGAAACUGGAAGGAAAGAAACUCGUCAAGACAAGCGAUAAGUGGAGAAUCGAAGAACUGUUGCAGUACUUUCGUCUUACGAUCGACUACAGAAUCAUCAAUAGCCAAACGAUCCCACUCGCUGGCGCCAUGCCGUUCCAGUUCCUCGUGUUAGAAAACGUCCGCGGCGCCAAGUACGACCAUACGAAAGGUUUCUGGCAACUACCACUCGAGAAGUACUCACAAGAACUGCUAUCCUUUAUGCUUGGCUACCGCAUCAUGACCCCAACGAGGGUUAUGCAAGGCCAUUGUGACUCGGCGCUAUUUUUCCAGAACACCAUGGUGGAAUGUUUCAAGGACCUACUGUACAAAAACGUCCUAAUUUGGUUCGACGACAUCCUGGUGUGGGCAAACACCAUCGACGAGUAUGUGAGCGUGAUGCGCGCCGUGUUCGAUGUAUGUAUCAAGUUCAGACUGCAAUCAUUGACGCCGACGGAGCGCCGAAACCCUACUAGAAUUCAAGCGCUGUGCAAGUUCCCGUACCCGACCGAUGCAGGUCAGCUGCAGCAAUUCAUCUGCACAGUGAAUUGGAUACGCGACAGUUUGAUUGGCUUUGCCCACACGAUCGACCGACUCCAAAAACGACUCACAGAAGCGUUGAUGUGCCUGUUCACCGACGCCUCCGCAUACGGCUGGUCCAUCGUGGUCAUCCAAGUCCACGAUUACGGCGACGACAUCCCGAUUCAAAACCAACAGCAUCAACUCCUCUACCUGCUGCUACGACCCAAGCGGUUCCUCAUGCAUUGUGACCACAAGAACCUCAUACGCGUCUUCGCGCCCCACGAAGAGCUCAAAGCACACACGCGCGAGAAGCUGAUCCGCUGGGCUGACAUGAUCGGACAGACGGAACAUCAAAAGUACGUGCGCGCGUUGGGCGAAUGGGCAAAGAAGAAAAAACAACCCUGGCAAGUCUACAAGCCGUCGCCACCAAAGCUUCGGUCGCUGGACGACACCGACUUCGUGUGGCCGGACCUCGACGCUAUACGACACGCUCAGGUUCACUCUACAUAUACCAAGCCCAACGGCCAUGAUUACCGCGGGCUCCUCGAAGUCCAUGUCCGAAUUUGGAUACCCGACGACGCCAACGACUUAUUUACGCGGCGCUGCAUCGUCGCGCAUUGUGGCAGCAUGGGCCAUCGCGGACACCAAGCCAUGGCAGCCCACAUGCCGAAAUUAUUCUACAUCCGCGAGCUUGAUGCAAAGCUCACGGCAUGGAUGAAGACGUGCUUGCUGUGCCCGCACACUAGGGACGACUUGACCCACUACUGCCGCCUCAUCCCAUGCGACAGCCCGACAAGCCAAGUUGCCGUCGAAGCCAUCAUGGAAUGGUCGGCGCUAUUUGGAGUCCCAGAAGUUUGGAUCUCAGACGGCGGAAGCUAUUUCAAGAACUCCAUCAUGAAGGAACUUGCUACGCGCCUACGAGCACAGCACAACAUAGUGCUUGCAUACUGCCCAUGGCGUAACGGGACGGUCGAACGAGUCAACCGCGACAUUUUGGGCCUUAUGCGAAUCAUGCCGAGAGAAACAAAACUCAAGGAAACAGAGUGGGAUUAUCUGUUACCGGUUGUACAAGCCAACAUCAACCAAACGCCGGUGGCGACGCUGGACCACACAAGCCCCAUGGAAUGCUUCACAGGCUUGGAGCCGACCACAGCGCUCAACACCAUCGUUGGCAAAGUCAACGUGCGACUAUCAAAGACUAGUUUCCACACGAUCGACUGGAAACAGAAGAAACUACGGCAAGCCGUGGAAGAAGUACGAAGAUCACUACAAGAAGUUCACUCAACAAUCGUCGACAAACAGCACGCCGCCGAAAACAAGCGAAUGCUUGAGAAGACAAAUCAAAACGAAAUAAAGGUCACAGAAGGAGACUUUGUGCUUUGGUCACGAGUGGACGAGAACACACACUACCCCAAGCUACUAGUCACGUGGAUUGGCCACUUCCGAGUCCUCAAGUGCCUGCCCUACUUAUGUGUCAUAGAACACUUGAUUACGGGGGUGCAACGCGAAGCACAUCACUCACGACUCAAGUUCUACGCGAAAAGCCACUUUCAUGUUACUGAAGAAAUUAUCGACCACGUCAGUGAGCAAGGGACCAUACUGGUUGUUGACCAAAUCGAAGACGCAAGGCGCAACCCCGGUUCUAACCAGUGGGAAUUACUAAUCCGAUGGAAAGUCCUAGAGAGCCUCGAAGCAAGCUGGGAACAGCUCUCGGCGAUGCACCAGGAGAUCCCAUCCUUGGUGCAGUCGUUUGCCGACCAAUUGCCAAACGGCGCUCAACGCGAAGAGCUGGUCGAGGCCCUAGAACGGUUGUAG
Molecule: messenger RNA, 2355 nt
Organism: Aphanomyces astaci
Lineage: Eukaryota; Oomycota; Saprolegniomycetes; Saprolegniales; Verrucalvaceae
Exons: 6
Coding region: 1-2355 (784 amino acids)
Biological process (GO): DNA integration
Molecular function (GO): nucleic acid binding
Source: RefSeq, a predicted model, not a curated record